UAACGUAUCAAAAAGCUCAGUGGCUGAACUUCCAAUGUUGUGAUAUACGAAGAGGCAAAGAGCACAAGCUCCCAUACCAAAUAGUACUGACCAAAUAUCUUCUUAACGUACAAAGAGUAAAUAUAGAUCUAGCUUAGGCCUUCAGAUAAAUUUCUCACAAAUUAGAACCUCAGGGUUCAAUCACUGUACAUUUUCUGGGGUUAUCAGAUCUGAAGAAACUGAAGAGUGAAGUGGUGAUCGUUGAUAGGUAUACGUACAAGUAUAUGUGCGAGUAAGCAUUGACACUGUUUUACUAGAUCUUCAGGUUUUUGGGAUAAAGUAGUGAGGUUGAAUCGGUUGUUUAAUUCAGAAAUGGAGACACUUGUUAUUGUUGCUCAGCAUAAGAAUCAGUACUAUGAUAGAACCAGGGGUCAAUCCCAUGCUCGAUUUAGGCAUUUUGGUUCACCUCCUUCUGUUGGUUUUAAGGAGAUUAAUUGCCGGACUUUUGAUUCAGGUGCCGGUAUACUUCCUACUCCAUUGAGAUCCUACUCCACACCAAAAAAAUCAACCCCAAGUAGUGCAAUUACAAUACCAAUUAACAUUAAAGUAGGUGCUGAAUCUACAAAGGGGGAGUCUUUGAAUGAUGAAUUUGCUUAUUCUGAACUUUGGGCUGGGCCAGCUUAUUCAAAUUCACCUCCACCUAGUUCUUUGCCUAUGCCCAAAUUUUCUCUCAAGCCUAAAAGGACUGUUUCCCUUGAGUUGCCUGUUUCACCCUCUGAUAUUGAUUUGCCUCCCUUGGCUAAAUCUGCACCUGCUUCCCCGACCCGUGAGCGCAGCCCAUCUCCGGGGGUUUUAUUUGAUACUACUGACUCUGCGACACAGACUCUUCGUCGCAUUCUCAAUCUUGAAAUAUAGAUUGAUGAAUGUGUGAGGAGGGGUUAGUGAAGAAUGUAUAAAUAAGGCAGUUAUCUAGUUUGCAAGUUGGUUUCUAAGUAGGCUGUAUAUAGGUGAAUAAUAAAUCAGUCUUUAGCUUGACUUGAUAUUAGUUGCUUAGCUUUUGUUGUGGUGGAACUGGAGAGCAGCUUUGUUUCAAUGGUGGAUGGGCUACAAUAGUUAUAGUCUUUUGGUGGUUUAGGUUGUAUGAGAUGAACAAUGGCAGGUUGAUCAACAUUUCCUGGUAGAUUCAAGGAUGAUUAGUCUUAUAAGCAGAGUGGGUUAACUUCAGUAGUGGUGCAACAACAUGGAGGCGUGUUCAUGUAGAGGUCAUUGGGCAGACAAAUCUUGGUAUUGCGGUAUUUGGUAUAUUUGGCAGUUCUUUGCUGAGCCUUCAGAAUUGGUUGCUCAAUUAUCUUUAGUGCUCUGGUUGAUCACAUUACCUGUGAUAUCAAAUUCUUGUUCUUGAUUAUACUCUUCUUAAUAGUUUGUUCAUUCCUUGUUGUUUCUUCAUAAUCAGUUAGCUUUUGACUUUGUCAAACUGAUGUACAUAUACUAGAGCUCUGAUCAGAUUAGGUGGACAGCUUUCUUUCAGACUUUUGUUUUAUAUACUGACUAAAUUCUUGGCCCUCUGAUCUUGAAUUUAGGAUCCUUCCCUCUAUUACUUUGCAAUUCAAUAGCAGACACUUCUCCUGUAUAGAGUAUUGGGUAUCUCUUGCUCCUUACAAAACCAUGAUGCCUGAAUUGGCUGGUCAGCGUUCAUUUCAUCUGUGUUCCUUGUCAUUUGUUUUCCUUAACCUUGAAUAGGAUCUAACUCAUACUUUCCCCUCUCUAAGUUGUGUUUUCCCCUUCACCAUUUUCUGUUUUUUGGAAUGAAAAUUGGUAAGUGGGACGUAAAAGUUAGUUAUAUCCUUUUCUUUUCCUGCUCUUGGGUAAGUUGCCUAUUGAGCUUUCCUCUUGUGAAGUCUAAUUAGGGUCUCCUCUGUGGUUGUUCCACUUGUUUCUCUGCUAAAAGUUCCAUUCUGCCUGUGGAGAUUGUUGAUCAUACCUGGCUGUUGACUAGGGCCUUGCUCAGAGUUAGACGAAGAUUGUUGAAGAGGCUGUUCUCCAUGUUUUUCUAGUUGGUAGCACUAUAUCGCAUUUCAUCAUCGUGUAAUUGGUGAAAGUUUAAUAUCUGUAGUAGGUGUUCUAUCUUGUUACUUGCAAAAUUGAUACUAUGCCAUGAUUAUCCAGUUAUGUUAUGUUUUGAUCUUCGGGUUGUUAAGUCUACUUUUGCCUUUGUACCAAGGAUGCUUUUGUGUUUGUAUGAAGGAUCAAUAUUAUGGUUUUAAGGUUAGUGUUGUGAUAUA
Nicotiana attenuata is the source of this 2261-nucleotide messenger RNA. RefSeq lists its product as uncharacterized. NCBI's taxonomy places the organism in Eukaryota, Viridiplantae, Streptophyta, Magnoliopsida, Solanales, Solanaceae. The coding region runs from base 352 to 894 and encodes 180 amino acids. The record is from RefSeq and is a predicted model, not a curated record. The transcript is spliced from 3 exons.